UUGGAGAGCAUAUAGAAAAGCUAACAACUUUGCUUUCAAACUGGGCUGAGAUUUGGGAAAGAGAAAACUGGGAAGGAGACUCUAACUUAGGUGACAUUACACCGCAAAGUGAGAGAUCCUACAGGAUGCUUGCCUUCUUAAUGUUAGCGCUUGUAUCACAGGCCAGCCGCUUGGACGCGUCUCAACGACUUCCCACAGACAUAUUUAUCCUAGCCGGACAAAGCAACAUGGCCGGCCGGGGAGGCGUGAUCAACAACACUAAGAUCGGCAAACUAACUUGGGAUGGCAUUGUUCCUCCCCAGUGCCAACCAAACCCAUCAAUUUUCCGGCUAAGUGCCAACCUCACAUGGGUUCUAGCCCACGAGCCUCUCCACGCCGACAUCGAUUAUAACAAGACCAAUGGGAUUGGACCAGGAAUGGCAUUUGCUAACGCAGUCUUGACCAAGGACCCAACCAUCGGGGUAAUGGGUCUGGUGCCAUGUGCAAUCGGAGGGACAUAUAUAAGUCAAUGGGCGAAGGGAGGUUUCCUUUAUGACCAGUUGGUGCGGAGAACUCGAGCAGCCUUGAAGAGCGGUGGCGAUCUUAGAGCGAUGCUUUGGUAUCAAGGGGAGAGUGAUACGAUCAUUAGAGAAGAUGCCGAUGCCUACAAAGGGAGAUUAGAAAAGUUUUUCAAGGAAGUCCGGGCCGAUCUGCAAUAUCCUACGCUACCAAUAAUCCAGGUGGGUCUGGCGUCGGGAGAGGGACUUUUUACGGAGACCGUAAGGGAAGCUCAACUGGGAAUUAACCUCCCUAACGUGCAAUGCGUUGACGCCAAGGGACUGCCUCUUGAGCCUGAUAGACUGCACCUAACAACGCCUGCUCAGGUUCAGCUCGGCCAGAUGUUGGCUCAUGCGUUUCUUCAAUCCCUGUCCACCCCAAUUCGCACCAGCAUUAAUUCUGCUACAGCACUUUCUUUCUUGGCUUCUGACAAUUUUGUAGGUCUAAUAAUAUUAAUUUUUUUAUUUCACUUUUUUUAUUUGUUUGUCUUGCCGUAGUAUAGGAUAAUAUUCUUCUUACGCAAUUGUAGUGGGAUAUGAAUUUUGAGUUUUAAAUCAAAAAUGGAAUCUCAAGAUCUACCUAAUAAUUAAAUGAAAAAUUAAAUGUACACCUCUUCAUUAAUUCCCCAUUUUUUUAUUAUAUUGCUGUAAUUUAUUAUUCCAA
This is a messenger RNA of Hevea brasiliensis (rubber tree), 1200 nucleotides long. Its product is annotated as probable carbohydrate esterase At4g34215. NCBI's taxonomy places the organism in Eukaryota, Viridiplantae, Streptophyta, Magnoliopsida, Malpighiales, Euphorbiaceae. The transcript has 2 exons. The record is from RefSeq and is a predicted model, not a curated record. The coding region runs from base 126 to 1034 and encodes 302 amino acids.